Messenger RNA from Penicillium olsonii, 1323 nucleotides. Lineage: Eukaryota; Fungi; Ascomycota; Eurotiomycetes; Eurotiales; Aspergillaceae. The record is from the annotation of a GenBank genome assembly.
AUGGACUUCACCACCAUCCUGAACAGGAAAAAUUCCGCCGCCGCUGCCGCUGCCGCCGCCGAGGCGCAGCUACAACACCAGUACUUUCAGCAGAGCGCACAGUUACACACCGGAGCUUCGCCGACUAUGAAGAGCGAAUCAGGUGGCUCGGACAACCCGGUGAACGCAUACCCCCCUCACGGCCCUCCGAUGCAAAUGGACGCGAGUCUUGCCGACGGCUUUUACUAUGCGCAGCCCACGGGCUCCACCCCCCGGAACAUGGCCUAUGCUCCCGCGGGAUACGCGGCCGACGCCCAGAUGCAGCAGGAACCCAUGGCCCAGGGAAGGGCUGGUGUGGAUCCUCCGCCGAAGACUUUCCAUUGCUCAACCUGCAACAAGGGGUUUGCUCGGCGUAGUGAUCUUGCUCGUCAUGAGCGUAUUCACACCGGCGUUAGGCCCCAUGCUUGUGACUGGCCUGGAUGCGGGAAGCAGUUCAUCCAGCGCUCGGCAUUGACAGUGCACUCCCGUGUACACACUGGCGAGAAGCCGCAUAUGUGCGAGCGAUGUGGAAAGCCCUUCAGUGAUUCCUCUUCAUUGGCCAGACAUCGUCGCAUACACUCCGGCAAACGACCCUACAAGUGCCCGUACGCCAACUGUCAAAAGACUUUCACUCGUCGGACUACGUUGACUCGCCAUCAAAACCACCAUACUGGUACAAUUGAAGAAGCCGCUGCGGAGACAGAGGCUCAGCUGCGACAAAACAAAGACCGCGGACGCCCCGGCGAAGGCAUGUUCUCCGAACACGGCUCUAUCCACUCUACCCCGUCACCCGCGCAACAUCCCUCUAUGUCGCCAGGCGGUGAACUGCCCCCAUUGAACAUGCAUCGAUCUGCUGGCGACUACUACAUGGGCACCGGUCCCAUCCCGCCUCACGUGCGUGGUGAUUUCCCCCAGGGCAGCCCUCGAGCUUCUCCAACCGCGACUUCACCUUCGCUUUCUAGCUAUGGCAGUGCACCCCAUGUUCGCCCUUCCAUGACUUCGCAUCCUUACGCUCCGCCCCAGCCUUUGGAGCCCCCAGCUACUAGCGAUCACCGCCCCAACAGCGUCAAUGGAAGCCCUCACAUGACAAGCCUCGGAUGGGCAUCUCCGUCUCAUGGCAGCAUGCCUUCGCCAGGAUCUGCUAAUGAUUUCACCUACCCUGAGCCUACUGGCCCGGCAUACCCCACCUCCAUGCCGCCACACAUGUAUUUCCCAAACUCCACCAUCCGGCGGCCCACCAGUACCGAGCCUGAUAACUACGAGAUGAAGGCCCGGGGUGACCACUCAUGGUCCACUGCUGUAUGA